AUGGCGUCUGUACAUAUCGUCUGUCUUUACAUCAUUGCUUCUUUCACUGUUGGCGUCUUAUCAGCGACUUCUCAUGAAUCUGACGUGAUCAUCUAUGGCAACACGGUUGCCGCGCUGGCAGCUGCCAUUCAAACGGUUCGUAUGAACAGAACCGCCACGUUAGUCUUUCCGACAUCACGAAUCGGCGGUCUUACUACUUCGGGAUUGGGCUGGACGGACUCAAAGGAUGGAAACACCAUUGGUGGAAUUGCCAGGGAGUUUUACGGCAAAGUGUACGACUAUUACGACAACGACGACGCAUGGACGCGUGAGACACGAGACGACUAUCUCGCAAAGCAUAUUGAGGCGCAGCCUGGACCAGCCAUCGGCGACAAGGUUCAAUGGACAUUUGAGCCCAAAGUUGCAGAGGAGAUCUUGGAGAGAUGGAUCAAGGAUGAGGGAAUUCCUGUCUUUCGAAAUGAGUCCAUCCUUCGUACUAGCAGCGGCGUCAAGAAGGAUGGAGCCGUCAUCAAAUCCUUCCAAACACGGUCCGGGUCAACUUUCUCAGGAAAGAUGUUUAUUGAUGCUGGCUACGAAGGCGACCUCAUGGAGACAGCAGGCAUAUCAUACCGCGUGGGUCGCGAAGACAAGCAGGAAUUUGAUGAGUCCGCCGCUGGUAUUCACUUCAACGAGCCCAGACGACUGGCUGCCAUUGACCCCUACAAUGAUCCUGAUGAUCCUGAUAGUGGCCUCCUCCCUGGGGUUGGUCGCGUGAUCACUAAGUUUGCAGCUUUAGAGUCGCGUGGCAAGAAAGAUCAUCGUCUCCAAGCCUUCAACUACCGAUUAUCUCUAACCAGAGAAGAUGACAACAAGGUGCAAUUCUUCAAACCAGAUGGCUACAACGAAUCCCACUACAAGAUCUUGAUCCGAUAUAUCAAGUCUGGUUAUCUGGGCCCGUUCUUCACGACACAACUCAUGCCGAAUCUCAAAACCGACACCAACGCGGCUGGCCAGAUUAGUACUGAUCUGAUAGGCGGAAGUUACAACAAGACGUCCAACUAUGCCGAGUAUUCGUAUGAGGAGCGAGAGGCUGCUGCGAAAAGGCAUAAGAUCUGGGCGCAAGGACUUCUCUGGACAUUGGCAAACCACAAAGAUGUACCGGACUUUAUUCGCAAGAACACCAGUGCAUGGGGCUACGCGAAGGACGAGUGGACUGAUAAUGGCAACUGGCCAUACGAGAUAUAUAUUCGCGAGGCUCGAAGGAUGGACGGCGAGUAUACGAUGACACAAGCCGACAUUCAGCAUCCGAAGCCGUAUGACAACGACACUGUCGUUGCAGUCGGAUACUACACUCUUGACGUCCACCAGGUCGAACGUGUCGUUAUCAACGAUCGGAUACAUGACGAAGGUCUCAUCCACGUUCCCAAUCCUGGGCCUUUCAGCGUCCCAUACAGAUCAAUCGUUCCUAAAAAGGAGGACGCCACCAACUUUGUCAACCCCGUGACAAUGAGUGCCACGCAUAUUGCUCUGUCUGCAAUCCGCAUGGAGCCUGUCUAUAUGAUCAUGGGACAGAGUGCGGGAGCAGCGGCUGUUCUGGCCAUCGAGGAUAAUGUCGCUGUGCAGGAUGUUGAUCGGAAGAAGCUGAAAGGAAGGUUAAAGGAUCAUGCACAGGUUUUAGAGUCUUUCUCUAUAGCAUUGAAGCCAAGUCAGCAUUUGUUUCUUGUUGGUUUCAUUUGUCUUUUUUAUAUCAUAUUAUAG
Fusarium tjaetaba is the source of this 1737-nucleotide messenger RNA. RefSeq lists its product as uncharacterized. The record is from RefSeq and is a predicted model, not a curated record. NCBI's taxonomy places the organism in Eukaryota, Fungi, Ascomycota, Sordariomycetes, Hypocreales, Nectriaceae. The coding region runs from base 1 to 1737 and encodes 578 amino acids. The transcript has a single exon.